Messenger RNA from Colletotrichum navitas, 726 nucleotides. RefSeq lists its product as uncharacterized. The transcript is spliced from 6 exons. The coding region runs from base 1 to 726 and encodes 241 amino acids. The record is from RefSeq and is a predicted model, not a curated record. NCBI's taxonomy places the organism in Eukaryota, Fungi, Ascomycota, Sordariomycetes, Glomerellales, Glomerellaceae.
AUGGACGGCGCAGGCCACACAGCAGGCAGCAAGGCGUCGGUCGACGCUCUGCAAGCAUCAUCCACCACCGCUAGCGGACAGGCGGGCAAGGGCAGAACAGGGCAUGGCCAGGCAUGGUAUGGCACGGUUAUGGUAUGGCAGGGAAGAAGCGGCAUGCAAGCAAGGCAGGCGGAGGGUGGCACUGUUGCAAAGCCUGUCACUGUGAUUAGACGUCGUGCUUGCGUCAGCCGUCGUCGUCUUUCCAAGACCGUAAAGCGUACCCGGUACCCGCAUCUCCUCUUUCACCUGGUCCCGGAGUUGGGCCAUUUCCUCCACCUGUCGAGUGGUUCUGUGGACGGACUCGGCUUCUACGAUCUCGCCAACCUGCUCGCUCAGCUUGCCCAUAUCGCUGUCGCUGUUGCUGUCGCUGUCGCCGACGACUUGGCCAACCCACCCAAUACCAAUGGUACCAACCCCACACCAAACUCUCUGGGCCCUUGGCCGUUCUGGGUUCCGCCAUUACGAAGGGCACUCACUUGCUGCUACUGGUACCCCAUUGCCUUACUUGAGUUAAUGAAUCAAGUUGUAUGGGCCAUGCUAUGCCAUGCGACACGAGGCCAUACCGUACCAUACGAUGCCGCGCCGCCCUAUCGACUACUGCCUUGGACCAUGGCUUUGCCAGGCACAGGCUGGCUCGGCCUUUGGAUCGCAGGUAGGUUGGCGCGCACCAAUUUUCCGACCACUUAG